Zea mays is the source of this 1117-nucleotide messenger RNA. RefSeq names its product leucine aminopeptidase. Lineage: Eukaryota; Viridiplantae; Streptophyta; Magnoliopsida; Poales; Poaceae. Gene Ontology annotation, cellular component: cytosol. Gene Ontology annotation, molecular function: zinc ion binding; metallopeptidase activity. The transcript is spliced from 5 exons. The record is from RefSeq and is a predicted model, not a curated record. Bases 16 to 1047 code for a protein of 343 amino acids.
GCCUAACAACUUAAUAUGUAUAUUGUAUACUUGUAUAUUGACAUUUUAGUCUCAUAUUGUUGUCACUUGAUACAGGGAUUCACAACAUAUGCUGAGAGGAGGAUUGUUGAGGUUGUGCAAGGGGAGGAGCGGGCAACCUUAAACAUGGGGAUUGGAUGGAGGGGGUUGAACAGGAUGAUGGAGAGGUUUAAGGAUAACAUGGAGUUCACCAAGUUGAAGCCGAAGAUGGCAGGGAUUGACCCUGAUGAUGUUUACUCUGAAGUGCCCUAUGAGAAAGGUUUCCAGUUCCUUUGGAGAAUUGAGCGUGAGAUUGGCAGACCUGCUUUCGACGAGUUUUUAAAGAAGUACAUUGCAACCUUCAAGUUCCAAUCAAUAGAUACAGAGACAUUUCUUGAAUUCCUCAAAACCAAUGUACCUGGGAUAGAAAACAAAAUUGACCUUCACCUGUGGGUUGAGGGGACUGGUAUCCCUCCUGAUGCCAUGGAACCAGAUUCAGCUACUUACAAAAAGAUCUGCUCCUUAGCUGCAGAAUUCAAAUCUGGAAAACUUCCAAGUGAAGAUGAGGUGGCAAAGUGGAGUGGGCAAGAAUGGGAACUUUACAUAGAAAAUCUACCAGCAGAUGUUGAAGCCUCACAGGUAUGGGCUCUUAUCAAAUACCAAUGUUAUCUCUCAUUUAUUGGUAUAUCAUCUGUCCUACUUCAUAUGACUAUUGUGAUUGAUAAAAUCUUAGAGAAAGGUACCGUUGAGUACUUAAUAGUGCACACGACCAUAUUGGAGUACUUUACAAUUGCAGAUAAGACCUCAGCCUCGGAUGCUAUUUGUCAACUUAUCCCCCUUCUUACUCAAGGGGCAUUAAUCAUAGAUGGAGAUGAACCUACAAACGCUCCAGAACUACCAAAGAAAGCAAAAGCUAAGAAGAAAAGGUCGAAAGAGCCACUUAUUGUUCGGAUCAUGCAGACAAGGGAAGGAUUAAAACUAGGAAUUAGUUGCCUCAAGUAUGGCAGUGCAAAGAUUAGCUUUGGAAGAUACACGAUUGGCCAAGCUUGAGCAUGGAUGAAAAUUCCCAGAUGAUCGCAAAGAUUGUUGUGGUUUGUAAUGAUGCAAUCAUUGGCCACUC